This is a messenger RNA of Rhopilema esculentum, 5322 nucleotides long. The record is from RefSeq and is a predicted model, not a curated record. Lineage: Eukaryota; Metazoa; Cnidaria; Scyphozoa; Rhizostomeae; Rhizostomatidae.
UUUCAGUGUGGCAAAUAAAGUUAAUUUCUUUUCAUUGGCCUUCCUCACAGUCGUUUACCAUCUGCAAAAAGGUCAUAUAUAGGCCCUGGCUGAAAGGUCUGUGCAACAUUCCUUUCCAAUUUUAAAUUUUUUCAAAUCCAAAUUAAAUUACAUGUUUUUUUAUAUUAAAUGUCAGCCAUAUUGAUUUUACUACUAAACUCUCACACCGUUUUACUUUGGUUGAAUUGGGUAAUUUUGUAAUCCCCAGCCUUGAGAUAUGCCACGUCGCCGUCGGCUAAACUUUAAUGGGCAAAGAGCCAGAGAAAGGCGAAGACAAUAUUAUCAGAACCGUCGUAACAACAAUGAACCACCAAAUGCAGAUGAACAACAAAUUGCUGAUGCAGUAAAUGAAUUAGCUGCAUUGGAACUUCAAAUUGCACAAAAUGAGCUUCCAGAUCAACAGGGCAAUAAUGAAGCUGAACUUCACCAACCUAACCAACCUGCUGAGCAGUUGAAUGCCAAUCAGCACCCACAGCUGUUUUUCAACCUACCACAGCCACAUUACAUUGGCAUGAUGGAAAAUGCAUGUCAUCAUUGUCAUGGCAAAUUUUUCAAUGGUGAGCAGAACGCAAAUAAUGUUUUCACCAAAUGUUGCUUUCAAGGUAAAGUCACUCUACCACCAGUUACAUUACCUUCAGCAAAUAUUAUUGACUUAUUCAGUGCAGAAACACCACAAUCAAGGCAUUUUUUGGAAAACAUUCGUCAUUACAAUGCUGCUUUGGCAAUGGCUUCCUGGAAUGCCACAGUCAAUGAACUUCCUGGUAGAGGACCCCGUGUUGUCACUAUUCAUGGGCAAACCUACCACUUGACAAGUGCAGCAGAUGCACCUGAAGGUCAACGUCCACAAUAUUCACAGUUAUAUAUACUGGAUACAAAUCAAGCAUUGCAGGAAAGGAUUCAUGAUCCAAGAAAUGCAAACCUACAACCUGACAUCUUGCGGUUGCUACAGGAUGAACUUAUGGCUGUUAAUCCAUUUGCCAGACAGUUCCAAAACAUGGGACAAGUUCUUGAAAGAGAACGCAACAAUGCAGUGGCAAACAAUCAGCCAUUACCACCAGUGAGAAUGAUCAUAGCACAGCGACCAUUUCAAGAUCGACGUUAUGAUAAUCCUACAGCCACAGAAAUAGCUGCAGUUUAUGUUGGAGAUGAGGGGGCACCCCCUGAUCCUGCUAACAGAGACAUAGUUAUAUACCAUACUGCCAACAACAAUACAACAAAAAUAAAGGCAACAUCUCCAAAUGCAGACCCAAUGACAUAUCCACUGUUGUUUUUCCAUGGAGAAUUUGGGUGGAAUAUUGAACUUCGACGCAAUCAGCAGCUACCAGCAGGGCGUCGUCCUAAUCAAAGGGAGCGUAUCUCUUUAAAUGAGUUUUAUGCUUACAGGGUUGCUUUUCGUGAUGGUUUUUCAACCAUUCACCGUGCAAAGUUGCUUUUCCAACAAUAUUUGGUUGAUGCAUACACCAAAAUUGAAGGAAAUGAACUGACAUACAUCAGAACCCAUCAAGCACAACUGAGGGUAGAAUCAUAUCAAGGUCUUGUAGACCACAUACACAGACGAGCAGAAGCUGAAGAUGCAAAUGUUGGCCGCAUUGUCAUUCUGCCCUCAACCUUUCAAGGAAGUCCAAGAAACAUGCAGCAAAACUAUCAAGAUGCAAUGACCAUUGUCACAAAAUUUGGUAAACCUGACAUCUUCUUAACCAUGACUGCAAAUCCAAACUGGCCUGAGGUGAGAGAAAAUCUUCUUCCACACCAGACAUCUAAUGACAGGCCAGAUGUUAUCAGUCGUGUCUUCCACCUAAAACUCAAGGAACUUUUGUGUGACCUUCUUGAAAGAAAUGUCUUAGGACAUGUGGUUGCCUAUGUUUACACAAUUGAAUUCCAGAAAAGAGGUUUGCCGCAUGCACACAUGGUUCUGUUUUUCUCAGAUGCUGAUAAACCACGUGUGGCAGAAGAUGCUGACAGGUUAGUGUCUGCAGAGAUUCCAGAUCCACAACAAUUUCCAAACUUGCAUGAAACGGUCAAGAAACACAUGAUCCAUGGACCAUGUGGUGACCUCAAUCCACACUGUGUUUGCAUGCAAAAUGGUGAGUGUAAGAAGAACUUUCCAAAGCCACUAGCACAGGUAACUCUCUUUGAGGUGAAUGGAUAUCCAGAGUAUCGACGACGAGGACAACACCAUGCACAGCUACGCCAUCACUUGGUUAACGACUCUUGGGUGGUUCCUUACAAUCCUCACCUUCUCAUGAAAUUCAACUGCCACAUGAAUGUAGAAGUUUGCAGCACUGUGAAAAGCGUCAAGUACAUCUUCAAAUACAUUCACAAAGGCAAUGACUGUGCACAUGUUGAAAUAAAAGAAAACACUUUACACCAUGAUGAGAUUCUCCAGUAUCUUAAUGCAAGAUAUGUUGGCCCACAUCAGGCAAUGUUCAGGAUCAUGCAGUACAAAAUGCAUGACAAAAGUCACAUCAUCAUACGCCUUGCAGUGCAUCUUCCUCUACAACAGAACAUCUAUUUCCAAGAAGGAAACGAGGAAAGAGUUUUGAAUGUAAACCCAAACACAACAUUAACUGCAUGGUUUCAACUAAAUCAAGUGGAUGCAGAUGCUCAUCAGUAUCUUUAUACUGAAAUUCCAGUGCAUUAUACAUUUGAUAAAAGAACAAAAGCAUGGAGACGAAGACAGCGUGCAGCAGGGCCCACCAUUGGGAGACUGUACCAAGUUCAGCCUACAGAUCCAGAAAAGUAUUCACUUCGAUUGCUGUUGCUUCAUCGCAGAGGGGCUACAUCCUUUGAGGACAUAAGAACCAUUGAGGGAGAGCUGCAUGACACAUUCAAGGGUGCAGCAAGUGCAAUGGGACUCUUCCAAGAUGAUGCUGAACAUAGGCGUUGUCUGCGAGAGGCUACAGUCAUGAAUAUGCCUUCACAGAUGAGACAGCUAUUUGCCACACUGAUGCUGUUUCAGAUGCCAGCUGAGCUCAGAGCUCUUUUUGAUGAGUUCAAACAGGCAAUGUCUGAAGAUUUUGUCCGGCAUGAUCACCUUGAAGACCCAAAUGUAGCCUUUGAAGACCGACAUAUGUAUCUUUGCCUCUGGGACAUCGAUCGCAAUUUGAGAGUUCAUGGAAAAUCAAUCAGAAACAUUGAAUUCUCAGAACUUCCACAGCUUCCACAAAACUAUGUUCACCCACAAGAUGAAGCUGAAGAUAUCAACAUAGUCCAUGAAAGGGAACGAGGAGCACAAAUGCUUGAACUUCUCAACAACGACCAGCUUCAUAUUCACAACACAGUCAUGGAGGCAGUACAAACUGCAUCACAACAGAAUUGCUACUUUGUAGAUGGACCAGCAGGAACAGGUAAGACAUUUCUUUAUAACACAUUAGUACAUAACCUUCAAGGGUUAGGUAUAAAAGUCAAAUGUGUUGCAUAUUCAGGGAUAGCUAGCACAUUGCUUAUUAAUGGAGCUACAGCACACUCCACUUUCCAAAUCCCUAUCCCAUUAUUACCUGAUUCUACUUGUAACAUUAAACGCCAAAGUACCAGGGCUCAGAAGCUCUUAGAAACCACUCUGUUUAUCUGGGAUGAAGCUUCAAUGAUCCCAGCAAAUGCUUUGAAAGCAGUUGAUAUUCUCCUUAGAGACAUUACACAAAUUGACAGACCAUUUGGAGGUAAGUACAUGUUUCUUGGAGGUGAUUUUAGACAAGUUCUCACAGUUGUUCUUAGAGCAGGUAGAGAAAGAAUUGUCCAGGAGAGCUUGAAGAAUUCACAUCUUUGGCACCAUUUCCACAAGUUUCAACUUGUAAUCAACAUGAGAGCCAUUCGUGAUGACAUGUACAGAGAGUUUGCAGAUUGGCUCUUGAGGAUUGGCAAUGGUGUGGAACCUCAUGACGAUCGUGAUCAAGUCACCUUGCCACAGAACAUCUUGGUGCCUUCACUCAACGAAAUGGUGAAUUUUCUCUAUCCACUUGCACAGCCAGGACAGCCUAACCUGAUGCUUGAUCCUGAAACAAUGUCAGAGCGUUGCUGCUUGACACCAAAAAACCAGUUCUCACACCAGAUUAAUGAACUGGUACUUAACAGGAUGCAAACACCUGUACGCACAUACCUCAGUACAGACAGAGUCGUCACUGAUGAUCCACUUGAAGCAGAAGCAUACCCAGUUGAGUUCCUUAAUGCGCAAACACCUGGUGGAAUGCCACUCCACAAAUUACAACUAAAGGUUGGUGCAACAAUCAUCCUGCUUCGAAACAUCAACCCUAAAAGGGGGCUAUGCAACGGCACCCGUCUGAUAGUACGAGAUCUGCAACGUCAUGUAAUCUGUGCAGAAAUCAUUGCAAAUGAGUACAGGGGACAGUAUGUUUUGAUACCCAGAAUCACCAUGUCCUCCCAAGAUACAGCUCUGCCAGUCAACAUUGCAAGAGUGCAAUUCCCAGUGAGACUAGCAUACUGUCUCACAAUCAACAAAGCUCAAGGACAGUCCUUAAGGUAUGUAGGUAUUUACCUCCCUGAGCCUGUUUUUGGUCACGGUCAGCUAUAUGUUGCCAUGUCACGUGCAAAAACAUUUGCAGGUAUCAAAGUAAUGUUACCACAGGGAAACAAAACAACCAACAUUGUUUACCCUGAAGUCUUGCAGUAGAAAUAACCUAUUAUGGCACAAUAUUGUUGCAAAGGGCACUUCCCUGUUACCACAACACAUGUCAGUCUUUAUUAGUCAUUGUGCCACAUUCAGGUUAAGUAUGUUUUGCAUUUUGUUGUAUACUUCCAUGUAUCUUAUUCCUAUAUUAUCAUCACUUUGCUAUUUUUAUAUCACUACCUGUCCUUCUGGGACUUAUCCUGUUACAUUUCACCAUACUGACACAGUACUCAUCAUUUGAGCCACGUGCCCAAGGUGACAUAUGGAUUCUCAAUUACAUCAACACACAAAGCAGUUGAUUUCACAGAUCCUUCCCUGUCACUAUAGCAUAGACAACUCUGAUUAAUGAGCUCAGCCAGUUGUGGUGAUGUAGCAGGUAAAGUUUCAUCCCUUCUUUACUUGCAAUCCCCUAUUCCUUUUCCUUUCCUUUCAGCUUUCUCUAAUCCAGCAUAUGUUGAUUCUUUGCUCCAGCGAGUUACGCUUUUGCAUGUUCCUCGAUGUUGCCUAUGGGAACAUGUGUUUCCUUCUCAGUAGAAACUGCAGCAGCUUAUCCCAAAGGUACUUUUCCAAAAGAUAAAAUUUGGAUGUCCAAAAAUUUCUCUACACUUGUGUUUUGUAAACAAAGAUUUAAUCCAAAACUAACAAGCUGUUAACUGCAC